ACCACCCCUGCUCCAGUCGCGGGCCUGGGACCUCGGGCUCCUCACGUGCAGGGAUCCGUCCGGGCAGCCCCAGUGACGAGGGUGGGAUCCGCCGCCCCUUCGCGAACCCCGAGCGAGAAUGGGCGCCAGGCAGGCAGAGAGUAUGUUAUUCCAUCCUUGGCCCACAGAUUUAUGGCAGAAAUGGUGGAUUUCUUUAUUCUCUUCUUUAUAAAAGCAACCAUUGUCUUAAGCAUUAUGCAUCUCAGUGGAAUAAAGGAUAUCUCUAAGUUUGCUAUGCAUUAUAUAAUAGAAGAAAUAGAUGAAGACACAUCAAUGGAAGACUUGCAGAAAAUGAUGGUUGUGGCUCUUAUAUACAGAUUAUUAGUUUGUUUCUAUGAGAUAAUUUGCAUUUGGGGAGCAGGUGGAGCUACCCCAGGGAAGUUCCUGCUGGGGCUUCGAGUUGUGACAUGUGAUACAUCAGUGCUUAUUGCACCGAGUCGGGUUUUAGUGAUUCCUUCCUCAAAUGUUAGCAUCACAACGUCCACUAUACGAGCUUUGAUCAAGAAUUUUUCUAUUGCUUCUUUUUUCCCUGCUUUCAUCACGCUGCUGUUUUUUCAGCAUAAUCGAACAGCCUAUGACAUUGUAGCAGGAACUAUUGUGGUAAAAAGAAAUGGGGUCAGAUGAUGCCUCAAAAAGCCCUGAAUUCCAUACUCUCUGGAAUAAUGAUGAGACUAAAUUAUGUAUCAAGGCCAUCAGUAUCCCUGGGUUACGUUAAUUGAUGAUUUAGAAAUUAAAGCAGUCACUCCAGUGUGAUGCAGGUGACUAUUCUGAAAGUAUUGAUUUUACUUGAAUGCCAAAGAACUUUGCCAGAAGAAAACCUGUUAAAUUCAAGUGUUAAAAUUUUAGAUUGAAAAGAAGGCAAGUGGUCUUAUAAUCAACAAUGGACAAUAUAUGCUAAGAUCUAAGGCAUUAGAAUUUGCUGAAAGCAUUUUCAGCUUUGAAAUCUCCAAAUGAAACUUAAUUUUGGUUUAUCCCAAAAUGAUGGAAAACAUCCAGUUGUGUUUUGUAAACACAUUACUCAUCUUUCAGUUAACACUUCUUGGGGAAAUUGUUCUUUGCUUUUUGCUGAGAGGGAGUGGGGAUACAACUCUAAUCCACUUAUCUCCCAGCCCAGGAGGCAUAUGUUAGAGGCAAGAGAAAGGGGCAAGUGAGACAGGCCUAGCACUUCCCUUACCUGAAGUUUUAAAAUCUGUACUGCAGUUUACUGUAGGAAUGAUGUAACUUUACAACUAUUCUUAAUGCAUAAACAUGUAUUUGGGGGCAAGUUUGCAUGAUGAUGAAAAAGUAUUGUCAUUGCUAUAUUAAUAUUUAUUAAAGAAAAGGUAAGUUAGUUAUUGCUUUUAAUAGGGGGGGAGAGUAAAUUUUCACUGUAAAUUUAACUAAAAAUUCAUGUGCAAGUAUUUUCAGUGCCCUAAAUCAAUAUAAGUAUGUGGGGAAAAAUUCCAUCAAACUGUUGCAUAUUUACUGUAAAACAUUAUUCCCAGUAUGUGUGCAGCAUGAAGAAAGUAUUAGUGCUUUUCAGUAUUCUGAGUAUUAACUUCUAUUUAUACGCAAGAUAUUCACAUUAGUCUUUUUAUAUUUUAUAUAGUUCCAUAACAUUUGAAACAUCAAGGAGUUAAAUCUUAGUAUUUCAUGAUUAAAUACUGGUAGCCUGUGAAAUAUUAGCAAUUUUCCCAUUAUGGACUGUUCUAAAACAAGGAAGAGUAGCAUUUCCAGACAUUAUUCUAAGGUCUUUGGAUCUAUGGGCCAAAAGCUUUUAUUUUGGGCUUGCCAUGGAUGAUGUUUUGAGGAAAAUGUUAAGCAAAGGAAUACUUUGUGUACUGCCAUUUUAAUUUAUUUUAUUGAAGCAGAGUUGUGGAGUUUCAAGUGUGUGAGCAUGCUUUUGUUAGAUGGCCCAAUUAGCUGUAUUGAGAUAUACCUGAACUAAGUUUUGUUUCUUAUGCAUUUUCUCCAACUCUGAUAUUAUCGCCGCCCCCCCCCCCAAAAAAAACAAAAAAACACUAAAUUGUGUUGGACAGUUUCAAGGAUCAAUCUAGGCUUUAGUUUUGGUUUUAUUAGCAAAUGCAAGACAUUUAUUACCAUUAUCAAUUUUUAAAGUGAUUUUUUUGAUAUUUAAAACUGAAAAUGUUCACAUUUGAUAGUUAUAGAAACCUUAACGGUGUCCUUAUUAAUACCUUUUUAUUGUAAAACUUCAUAAACCAUGUUUUCCAAAAUAAUUUAUUAAAUUCAACAUUACAGAAAGCCUAUCAGUUAAAGUGUGUCAAAGUAUUAUUAAACAGAUCAUUCACUUGUAGCCUCUGGAGUUAAGUGUCAUGGCCCUUCACAGUAAGUAAAAAUAAAUAAAACUAAAGUUUUAUUAGACUAGAAAUUAGGAAAUGUCACAUAAGUUUACCAUUUAUACAUUAGCAUUACCUGUAUACACUAUUUUUUUCAGUGAUUGGGAAUUCAAGUUGAAAUGUCCUUCAGUCAUGUAACUCUGGAAUUUAUCUUGAAUGUAUUAUUUCCCCUCAGAUAAUUGAUUGGUUUACCAUCUAGGCUAUUUAUUUUUAUAGUAAAACAAAAGCAAAUAAGUAGUACAGUUUGUUAUACUUAAAAUACUGCACAUUUUCUACAUAUGUCAUUCAGAUUAUUAUCUGUAUAGGCUCAUUUUGAUCCAUCUCAGGAUUCAAGUUAUACUACAUAGCCCUAUAAAAUAAACAUAAGUAUUAUUAUUUCGUCUGCUUUUAAAACAAAAAAGUCCAAGUCUUUCUAUUUAUGAAUUCAGCACCAGGAAGAGAUUUUGAUUCCCACAUCAUUGGAAGAAAGAAAAAAAUGACAUAACAGUGGAAAGCCAUAUUUUUUCUCUUGGGUCGUAAAGAAUGGAGAAUCCCUCUUUUCAAAAACACUUUUCUAUUUAAUAUGUCAUUUAUAGAAAUGCUGAAGCUCUAGCUUAAAAAGGCAAAAAGAAACUUGUCUUCAUAGUACAAACAUUAUUCAUCACUUUUACAACAUAAUAAGGUAACAAAAAUUAGGAGUUGGACUAAGAAUACUAUUUCAAUGAAUGUGCCUAAAUAAAACCACAGAACAAGCAGCUAACUUAGGCAUCUAGAAAAUUUCGGUACCCAUUACUAAAGGUAGCCCAAGUGGCUAGUGCACCUUGACAAAGUCUUAUAUUAAUAUUCAUGCUGGGCCUAGGGUAGGUAAGUGAAUGAUGGCAAGCCUUACUUUUAGACAAAUCUGACUACAGAUAUUAAGCCACUACUUCUUUGGAUAGCAAGCCUUUACAGUAUUGCCCAACUGAUACUUGUGUUGGACUGGUUCAGAAGUUACUUUCCUACAUAUUUACCUUCCAAUUUUACUCAAAUAUUUAGGAUUGAAAAGAACAUAUUUGAGGGCCACUUUGUCUAAAUUAUAAAAGUGAGUCUUCACUGUUUUGUUUCAAAUGGUGGUAAAAAUUUUGACUGAAAGAUUUGUACCCUUAAAUAACUUACACAUAAGUAUAUCCAGUAUACUAGAAAGGAGUUAAAAAUUUAUUUUCUACUUGGGAAUAAAGGUUUGAGGGGAAUAGGGACACUAAGUAUGUUCAUUCUACCCUUAUCCCUAUUAAAAACAGACUAUUGUUUCUUUUGAAGGAUAUUUCUAAAUAAUAGUAUUCCUAAAAUCAGACAAGUAUUUCAAUUACUUGCCAUUCCCCACCCCCAUUUUACAAUAUGUACUUACCUGGAUGAAGUGCAUUUCAGACUCUGUAUUUCCUUGCAGUUCAUUAUAGUAGGGCUUGACCCACAAACAGUAUCUGAUGGCCUGCCUUUAAAUAAAUUCAGCAUUCUAUUUUUAAUAAUUUGUAUGCCACCAGUUUGUAUUGUCUCAAUAAAUACUUGGUCACCAAUGAA
Pteropus alecto (black flying fox) is the source of this 3908-nucleotide messenger RNA. It is a transcript of the gene FAM8A1, whose product is annotated as family with sequence similarity 8 member A1. NCBI's taxonomy places the organism in Eukaryota, Metazoa, Chordata, Mammalia, Chiroptera, Pteropodidae. Bases 172 to 663 code for a protein of 163 amino acids. The record is from RefSeq and is a predicted model, not a curated record. The transcript has 5 exons.